UGGAAACAUUGCAAAUUGCAUUUUGCAAGUUGCAACACUACCGCUUGGUUACUUUGUGAUGUCGUCGUCGAGUAUCGAGUGUCGUCGUCUUUUAUAAAGUUUUAUCAAGAUAAUCCUGAACUCGUCUGGUAUACGUGAUUAACUUUCUAAAUAUCUUAUGUGUCGAAAAGUGACUUAUCGUGAAAUUUGUUUUGUGUUGGACUGUACAAGAGAUUUGUGAUAAGUUUCUAAUUUUAGUCUCCCCUAGAGGGCAACUUUGGAAAAAUGAUGACCGAAAAUAGAAUUAGUUCAAGUAAUCACGUCGGAAACAGUUUAAAUAAUCAGAAAGGAGAUGUCGAUAAAACGGUUGACGACAUUGGAUGGAAAUCAAAAUUAAAACUACCCCCUAAAGAUAGAAGAAUAAAAACUAGUGAUGUAACAGACACAAGAGGAAAUGAGUUUGAAGAGUUUUGCCUAAAGAGAGAAAUCCUUAUGGGUAUUUUCGAAAAGGGAUGGGAAAAGCCAUCCCCCAUUCAAGAGGCUUCAAUACCCAUUGCUCUCAGUGGUAAGGAUGUACUCGCAAGGGCCAAAAACGGAACCGGCAAAACGGGCGCAUAUUGUAUUCCAGUCUUAGAACAGGUUGAUCCAAAAAAAGAUUAUAUUCAAGCUUUAAUUGUGGUACCAACUCGAGAGCUAGCCUUACAGACAUCACAAAUCUGCAUCGAACUAGCAAAACACACAGAUAUACGUGUAAUGGUCACUACAGGAGGCACAAACCUGAGGGAUGAUAUUAUGCGUAUAUACCAAAAUGUCCAAGUAAUAAUUGCCACACCUGGGCGAAUGAUUGAUCUCAUGGAUAAGCAAGUAGCCAAAAUGGACCAGUGCAGGAUGCUGGUAUUAGAUGAGGCAGAUAAACUUCUUUCUCAAGACUUUAAGGGCAUGUUAGAUAUGGUUAUCUCAAGAUUACCAAAAGAACGCCAAAUCUUGCUAUUCUCAGCAACCUUUCCAUUAAGUGUGAAACAGUUUAUGGAGAAGCAUCUCCGAGAACCGUAUGAGAUUAAUCUUAUGGAAGAGUUGACACUAAAGGGAGUCACACAGUACUAUGCUUUCGUACAAGAGAGACAAAAAGUGCACUGUUUAAAUACCCUCUUUUCAAAGUUGCAAAUAAAUCAAUCCAUCAUAUUCUGCAAUUCCACCCAACGCGUAGAGUUACUUGCAAAGAAAAUCACAGAGCUGGGCUACUGCUGUUAUUACAUUCACGCGCGUAUGGCGCAAGCACACCGCAACCGCGUGUUCCACGACUUCCGCGCGGGUCUGUGCCGCAACCUGGUGUGCUCGGACCUGUUCACCAGGGGUAUCGACGUGCAGGCGGUGAACGUGGUCAUAAACUUCGACUUCCCGCGGAUGGCGGAGACGUACCUGCAUCGCAUUGGGCGCUCGGGCCGGUUCGGCCACCUCGGUAUCGCCAUCAACCUGAUCACGUACGAGGACCGAUUCGCCCUGCACCGCAUCGAGCAGGAGCUGGGCACGGAGAUCAAGCCGAUCCCGAAGGUCAUCGACCCGGCGCUGUACGUGGCGCGCACCCCCGGCGAGGACGACGACGGCGCGGACAAGUAACGCUCUGCCGCCCGCCGCCCGUCCCGCCGCUGAAACUGGACUUACCUACUGGUGUAUGGAAUUAGUUUAAACUGCAAAAACAAAAAACUUAUUUGUAAAAAGUGUAAUGAAUUUUAUUGUAACAAAAUGUGCGUGUAUAUAGUUUAUCGUGGAUUAAGACUCGAACCUGCUAGAGGGUUACUUUUUUAAAGUGUAUAUAAACAAACAUCAGGACUUGUGAAAGGCACCCAGACGCUCUUUGUCCAUAUUGGAUUCUGUGCGUGGUUUCCUAUGAUUGUUAAAAAGUUAAAUAUUUAUCUGAACACUAUUUGAGUGAAAGUCUAUCUAGAUUUGUAUGUGGAUUUUGAAUAAAUUGUGGUAGACUUUCAACCUUUAAAAUUUAGCCCUACCCAUAUAUAACACAUAUUUGAGCUAGCACCAGUUUUAUUUUAUGUUGUUAAAAUAUUUAAUGUAACUUUCCGUUAUAUGGGUAGGUUUCAGUCUAGCUCAAAUGUACAACUUUAAAAAUUAGUAUAUGUUUCUGAAACCAGUGUCAAAUGCGUUGUUCUUGACCGCUUGGAACAAUGUUAAUGAACAAGUCGUUAUUUUAUUUACAACCAGGUUAAAGCAGUGUUAAAUAUUUAAAAGAAAUUAUGAUCAAUUUUAUUUAUAUAGUGGUGUAAACAUUUUGUGUUGUCUUAACCUGGUACUGCUAUUUUGUGCUUCCUUUCCAUUGUUAAUAUUAUUAUUUAAAAGCGGUUAAAGUCACAGCUUUAAAAAAAAACAAUAAAAAAAGAACUCUGAUCCAUUCUUUCUUGAUCAAAAACAAUAUCUUGAGCUCGCCACUAGAAUUGGCCUAAUUCAUGAGCUUAAAAUUUGAGGCUGUGACUAGUAACAAGGCAAAGGAAUAGUAACAUGGUGGGACGGCUUGCGCCAUGCCUAUUCCUUUGUCUCAGGGAUUUGUAAACGGAGCAUUUGUGUUCAAAUCGUUUAAAAUAUGCUCUGGGGGUUCUAAAUUUCGGGAUGUCACGUGAAGAGUUGCACUAUUUGGUCAACAUGUCUUUAUUUCAACUCUUACAAUUUGUGUCGACAAUUUGCCACCGAAAAAUAAAACACUGCCUGUGUCAGUAUUCUCAUUUGUGGCCUGAAGUAUUGUUAAAAUGAUUUCAAUAUCUUUAUGCUUACAUCGUUGUUAAAAAAAUGAUUAGCAAAAUUUUCCGAAUCCUUAGUACUUAGAUAAAAACAUUAUUUUCGAAGUUUUUAAAACCAUUGUCGAAAGUUUUAAAAAAUCUCCAUAUCUGUGAUACAUUUCAUUAUAAGCCUGGUGAGCUUGUGAGAUUUUAGACCUUUGUUCAUUUCGUCUUCCUAUAGUAAAUUCUAGUUUAAAAGGCUUCCAAGCCUAUUCUGUUGUGAUUUGGUGAUACUAUUGUGGUACAAAAGAUAAAAAAAAUAUUAGUCUUCAAAAUUAAAAAAAGUAUACUGCUUAUCUCAUUCGUAAGCCAGGCGAGGACGAAAUUAGCAUAUCAAAGAUAUUUUUCUAUAGGUCACAGUUAAAUCAUGCUCUGAUAAAAUAUACACAUAUGCAUUGAGAUUAAAUCAGAAAUUGGUGCCUUCGGGUUUUUAUUGAGAUUGUUCAGUUUCUCCCAUAGUGUGUAAAAGUUAUGUUCAAAUGAAAAACAGACAGGUAAAAUCAGAAAAAUAAAUAUGUAUGUAUUUUAAAGCUAUGAUGUUGAAUUAUUUCGAUUAAUCCGUACGGUACCUUGCGACUGAUUUUUAUAUUGCGCGCAUUAUUUAUGUUAUUUUUCUAGUUUAAAAAAAAUAUAUUCUUGUUGAGAGUGGGCCAAAAAUAAACUCUUCACAUAAAA
Colias croceus (clouded yellow) is the source of this 3440-nucleotide messenger RNA. It is a transcript of the gene me31B, whose product is annotated as ATP-dependent RNA helicase me31b. The record is from RefSeq and is a predicted model, not a curated record. Bases 265 to 1596 code for a protein of 443 amino acids. The transcript is spliced from 8 exons. Gene Ontology annotation, molecular function: ATP binding; mRNA binding; RNA helicase activity. Gene Ontology annotation, biological process: P-body assembly; cytoplasmic stress granule assembly. Gene Ontology annotation, cellular component: P-body; cytoplasmic stress granule. Lineage: Eukaryota; Metazoa; Arthropoda; Insecta; Lepidoptera; Pieridae.